Galleria mellonella (greater wax moth) is the source of this 1740-nucleotide messenger RNA. RefSeq names its product pro-resilin-like. Gene Ontology annotation, cellular component: extracellular matrix. Bases 159 to 761 code for a protein of 200 amino acids. NCBI's taxonomy places the organism in Eukaryota, Metazoa, Arthropoda, Insecta, Lepidoptera, Pyralidae. The transcript is spliced from 7 exons. The record is from RefSeq and is a predicted model, not a curated record.
UGGUAAAACUGGAGCAGUUCGUUUGCGGUUUCCGAACGAAUUUGCGCGCGCAAAUUUCGUGUGUUCGAAAAUAGUUGGCGGUGUUUUUUUUUUUCAACAGAAAAAAAAAGUUUUGUGUGAACUUUUUGUUUAGAAAGAGGAUACAAUAAGUCAUCGAGAUGAUUCAUAUUAAGGUCCUCAGUGUCGCCGUACUGGCUGCGAUGGUGAGCUGCGAGCCUCCUGUGGGGUACAACUACCAGCCGCCGCGGAACAACUACCAAACCAACCACUAUAACGCACCAAGCAACAGUUACAUCCCACCCAAUACAGGUUUUAGUGCGCCCAGCAAUAAUUACUUGCCGCCCAGCUCCUUCGGCUCCGGUUCAGACUCAUAUGACCAUGGGCAUGGAAACUCACAUGGACACAACCACGAUAAUGAAAUUCCCAAAUCCUAUGAGUUCGGGUAUUCAGUGAAGGACGCUCAAUCGGGUAACGAUUACGACAGACGGGAGACCUCUGACGGGAAUGUGGUCCGAGGAGAGUACAGGGUCCAGCUGCCUGAUGGACGCACUCAGAUCGUGACAUACCAUGCCGACUGGAAGACCGGUUUCCACGCUGACGUCCGGUACGAAGGCGAGGCAAGAUACCCCGAGCCGUCUCACAAUACUCAAGGUUACAAUUACAACGCUCCCAAUGACUUCAGUGGGUCUUUGACUGGUUUCCACAAUGGCAAUUCUGGAUAUAAACCUUCGACAGCGUACGGACCGCCCGGAUACCAUUGAUAAAAUUACUGCCAAGAAGCUACCAUAGACUAAAUUGUGAUAGUUUAUUUUGUGAGCAAAGAACAAAACUGUCGAUGCCCUAACGUCAAAUGCCUUGAUAUAAAUUGUAUGGCUUGAUUUAAUAUGUACAAAUUAGAAAAUGGAGUGUCAGAAAUCCAUGUCAAAUUCAGAAUGCAAGUCAAAUAUAAAUUACAUAUAUCGAUUAAUUAAAAAAAAACAAAGUUCUAUUUUCAAUCAAGUAUUUUUUAAAUGUUUUUUUUUUUUAUGUUCGAUUAUUUUUUUUUUAUUUAUUAUGCGUUUGAUUUUUUUUUAGUUACUGCAAAAUAUGAUAUUUUUCUUAAAAAUAUAUUAUUCUCCUGUAUGUAGGUAGAUAAUGCAGUGGUUUAGCACACUGCCUCAUCUUUCGAUGGUCGCAGAUUCGACCCCGCACAAUACUGUUCGUAUUGAUUUGGAUGUUUUCUAUGUGCAAUUUUUAUAUAGAUAGAGUAUUAACAAAAAAAAAAUUAUUUAAGUAUUUCUAUCAGUUGUCUAGAAUCAAUGUGUACAAAUUCUGCUUAUUUUAAAACUAGAUGGCGCUGAUCAUAUAUUCAGAGAUAAUUAUUAUUUAUAGAUGAAUGCUCAUAUUGGUUUUUGGCUGCAACAAAGUAUCAAUGUUUUGCUCUUUUGAGGGCAAAGCAAUGAACUAAUUCGUGACCAUUUUGUGUUACUGUGGCAUACGCACGAAAAAUUAUGUUACCUCUUUUAUGUCCUUUCUUUUUGUUUUUUUUCUGUAUAUGUAUGUAUGUAUCUAUCUAUUUAUUUCGAAAUUUAAGAUGUUCUGUAUGAUAUUGUACUAUAUUUAAAAUAGCAAAUUGAAAAAAAGUGACAUGGAAAUUUGUAUGUAUGACUCCAUUACAUUCCGAGCCAAAUGUAUGUGUGAACUAUGUGUACAUUUCUAAUUUAGGUAAAUAAGAUUUUUGUACUUAUUAGUAUUGUUUUG